AUUCGAAGUUCAAGCCAGGAAGAUUUUUCUCUCGUGUCUUCAUCCCGCCUGAGUGGAAAAUGGAAAUCUAUCAAUUAGAAUUAGAAUUGAUUUAAUUAAAUGAUUUAAUUAAAGUCGAUUAGAUCGUUAAUUGUAUAAAAAAAAAAACGAGUCACAAUAACGAUCAUGUUGGUGCUAUUCGAGACCCCGGCGGGGUACGCGAUCUUCAAGCUGCUGGAUGAAAAUAAACUCACCGAAUCAGAAAAUCUUUAUAAAGACUUUGAAACUCCUGAAGAUGCCAGUAAAAUAAUAAAAUUAAAACACUUUCACAAAUUUGAAGAUACUACUGAAGCGCUAGCUGCUACAACAGCGCUUGUGGAAAGUAAAUUAUCUAAGUCUCUAAAGAAAACGCUAAAAUUCAGCUGCACUGAAGUCCAUGAACAAUUGGCAGUUUCCGAUGCAAAACUGGGCUGUGUUAUUAGGGACAAACUACAAUUGUCUUGCGUCAGUAAUACAGCAAUACAAGAGUUGAUGAGAUGUAUCAGAAAUCAGAUGGACAGUUUGAUCACUGGAGUAACCAGGAGGGAAAUGUCGGCCAUGGCAUUGGGCUUAGCACACAGUCUUUCCAGGUACAAACUAAAGUUUUCACCUGAUAAGAUCGACACUAUGGUAAUACAGGCAGUAUGCUUGCUCGACGAUCUGGACAAGGAACUUAAUAAUUAUAUAAUGCGAGCACGCGAAUGGUACGGUUGGCAUUUUCCCGAGCUGGGCAAAAUUGUAACUGACAACAUGUUGUAUGUGCAAACAAUGCGGACCAUUGGCCAACGGGAGAACGCCAUCUCGACUGAUUUGUCGGAUAUCCUACCAGAAGAGAUUGAAAAGGAGGUGAAAAAAGCUGCAGAGACCUCGAUGGGCUCAGAGAUUUCAGAAUACGACGCCGAACAUAUGCAAUACUUAUGCAAAGAGAUAAUUGAACUCCACCAGUAUCGAGCCAGUUUGAGUGACUAUCUGACUGCCAGGAUGAAUGCGUUGGCGCCGAACCUGUCUAUUCUCGUCGGCGAACUGGUCGGCGCACGUCUAAUAUCGAAAGCCGGCUCUUUGACGAGUCUCGCCAAACAUCCGGCGUCCACUUUGCAGAUUCUCGGUGCGGAGAAAGCGCUAUUCCGUGCACUCAAAUCGAAAAAAAAUACUCCUAAAUAUGGCUUGAUUUAUCAUUCACAACUCGUCGGACAAUCGUCAAAUAAGAAUAAAGGCAAAAUAUCUAGAAUGUUAGCUGCGAAAGCUGCCUUAGCAACCAGAUUCGAUGCAUUUCUAACAGUAAACCCUAAUGACCAAAAUGAAUAUUGGAAUGAUCUCGGCGCACAACACAAAGCAAAUCUAGAGGCACGAUUAAAACAACUCGAGGCUGGUAAUAUACGCCGAAUCAGCGGCACUGCUAAAGCGAAGGCAAAGUUUGAGAAGUAUCACAGCAAAAAUGAAUAUAUGCAGUACUCAGCAUCCGUCGAUUCGACUCUACCGAAUAAGAGGCCAUUGAUUGAAGAGAUUGAUACAAAGGAGAGCGAAGAAGAACCCAAGAAAAAGAAGAAAAAGAAAAAUAGUUUAGAGUCCAUAACAGAAGAAACAGAAGAAGCCUCUAAUAUGCAAAAAGAGGUAGAAAUAAAAACGGAAAUGGAUGCGUCAUCGAAAAAAAAGAAAAAACCUAGUGCAGAAUUUGAACUGGAAGAUGAUGAAGAGCUUCAUAGUCCACCGAAAAAAAAGAAAAAACAUAGUACAGAUUCCAAACAGAUCAAAACAGAAGAUGUAGGUGAAUCUUCUGGUAUACAAGAAGUACAAAUUGAAGCGGAUACAUUAAAUGUAUCAAAGAAAAAGAAGAAGAAAAAGAUGCAGAAAUCAGUCGAAACAGUAGAAGCAGCACCUAUAAAAACUGAAGAAACUAUAGAAACAGACAUUUCAAUCAAAGUUGAACCUUCUGAAAAUAAUGAAGGACAAAAAAAGAAGAAAAGGAAGAAAGACAAAAAGAAAAAGUUGGAAGAUGAAUAAAAUAUUUGUUCAACCUGCUUACUUAAAAAAAAAUUUUUAAUAUUUUUCUUGACAGUUGCUUUGUAAAAUAAUAAAUGAAAUAAAAUUCAAGCAGAAUAA
Molecule: messenger RNA, 2118 nt
Organism: Cataglyphis hispanica
Lineage: Eukaryota; Metazoa; Arthropoda; Insecta; Hymenoptera; Formicidae
Gene: nop5
Product: nucleolar protein 58
Exons: 4
Coding region: 166-2019 (617 amino acids)
Cellular component (GO): small-subunit processome; box C/D methylation guide snoRNP complex
Molecular function (GO): snoRNA binding
Source: RefSeq, a predicted model, not a curated record